Messenger RNA from Etheostoma cragini (Arkansas darter), 3700 nucleotides. It is a transcript of the gene lrrtm2, whose product is annotated as leucine rich repeat transmembrane neuronal 2. Gene Ontology annotation, molecular function: protein binding. Bases 747 to 2387 code for a protein of 546 amino acids. NCBI's taxonomy places the organism in Eukaryota, Metazoa, Chordata, Actinopteri, Perciformes, Percidae. The record is from RefSeq and is a predicted model, not a curated record. The transcript is spliced from 2 exons.
GGCAGAGAGCAAGUGACUGAGCAAGAGAGUGAGAGGGGGUUUGUGAGUGUGGGAGAGAAAAGAGAGAGAGAAACAGUAGUGAUGAUCGACGCCAGGCUGCCACCACUCUGUAGCAGUGAGUGGCUGCAACAAAAAGCACAGAAUAACAUCCCUGACUCCCUGCUCUGCUUUUUUCUCUCUCCCUGCGUCUCAGCUAGCAGACGAGGGCUCCGCUCACAGCUCUGCAGAGGCUAUGCUGAGGCUGAGCCGGCUUUGGAUACGGGAUCUCUGGCUGCCAUCAACAAGUUAGGGUUGGAAAACCACAGCCAUAAAAGAGAAAAGCUUGAUCUUCAAUUAACCAUCUGAGCUGACAUCAUUGCGGUGGAAGGGAAACAAAAGGGUAAAAAAAAGAAAAAGAAAAAAAGGAAAGGAGGGGGGGGGGUCUGUUCACCGGAGUCGCUCUGGAUGCAACUGAUCAACUUAAAAAAAUAUAUAAAUAUUUAUUUCAAGGAUUCGUGGGAUCUUUCUUUGAGCUUGGAUUUUAAAGGACUCGAAGCAAAAUAACAGGAGUAACCAUCAUCUUGGGACAUGGAAUUUCAUAUUUCGUUUCAAUUGGGUGGGUUCAGAAUUGCUUUAUUUCCAAAGAGGCUAAUUCCUUUUGUGCUUACUCAAAAGGGUUUUUUCCCUUUGGAUUUUUCUUCCAUCUGGUUGCUUCAAGAUUCUGCGGAAAAGGACAGUUGAAUGCAGCCUCCGAUGUGCACAAAAGAAUGGGUUUCCAUUCAAGGUGGUCAUUGGUGGGACCUGCACCAGCGGCUCUGUGUGUGAUCAGCAUGCUCCUAGUGUGCCUGCUGCCUCCUGCAUCGUGCACAACCUGCCCUCAAAAAUGUCGCUGUGAGGACCUGCAGUUCUACUGCGACACCCAGGGGCUUCAGGCACCCCCAGAUGGUGUGGACAAGGGGGCCCUGGGGUUGUCACUACGCCACAAUAGCAUCACUGAUCUCAGCCCUGAUCAAUUUUAUGGCUUCAGCCAGCUUACAUGGCUACAUCUAGACCACAAUCAGAUUACAACCGUACAAGAGGACGCCUUCCAAGGGCUCUACAAGCUGAAAGACCUCAAUCUAAGCUCCAAUCGUAUCACCAAGUUGCCCAACACAACCUUCAUCCACCUCAUCAAUCUCCAGAUACUGGACCUGUCCUUCAAUCAGAUGACUGCAUUGGAACCAGAACUGUUUCAUGGACUGAGGAAGCUUCAGAUACUCCACCUCCGUUCCAAUUUACUUCGCACCACACCUGUUCGGGCAUUCUGGGACUGCCGCAGCCUGGAAUAUCUGGGCCUAAGCAGCAAUCGUUUACGGAGUCUGGCCCGGAACGGAUUUGCUGGGCUCAUUAAGCUUAAAGAGCUCCACUUGGAGCACAAUCAGCUGACCAAGAUCAACUUGGCCCAUUUCCCUCGCCUUGUUGCCCUCCAGUUUCUUUAUCUGCAGUGGAAUAAAAUCAGCAACUUAACAUGUGGCAUGGAGUGGACCUGGACCACUUUAGAGAAGCUGGACCUCACAGGAAAUGAAAUCCGUGUCCUGACAUCUGAUGUGUUUCAAACGCUGCCAAAUUUAAAGAUUUUGCUGCUGGAUAACAACAAACUAAGCAGUCUGGAUCCACAAGUCAUGGAUAUGUGGCAGUCUCUGGGUACCAUUGGGCUGUCUAGCAACUUUUGGGAAUGUACCAAAAGGAUUUGCUCUCUGGCCACUUGGCUAAGCACCUUUAAAGGAAGGUGGGAACAUUCCAUUCUCUGCCAUAGUCCUGAAUAUGCCCAAGGUGAGGAGAUACUUGAUGCCGUUUAUGGAUUCCAGCUUUGCCAGAAUUUUUCAGCGCCGGUUGUUCAGACCAUAAGUACUACCACAGACGCUUCUAUAGCUGCAGAGAUCACAAGCUCCUUGUUCGGAAUUAUGCAGCCGACCCCCACGCAGGACUACGCAGAGGAUUUUGUGAGCUUUACCACAGUCACUACCACAACAACUACAACAACACCACCACGCACUGCUCAAGCAACUACUGCUAAAUUGGAAGAGGCAGCUGUAACAGAGGACUUCUCUGCAAUGGACAACACUGUUAUGACUCACAGGGUUAUCAUUGGAACUAUGGCCCUUCUAUUUUCAUUCUUUUUCAUCAUUUUCGUUGUGUACAUCUCACGGAAGUGCUGCCCUCCCACCCUGCGCCGGAUACGCCACUGUUCGGCUAUUCAGAACCGCAGACAGAUGAGGACCCAGCAGCGGCAGCCUAUGGCAGAUCUAGCUACACAGGUACCCUAUAAUGAGUAUGAGCCCAGCCAUGAAGAAGGGGCACUUGUGAUCAUUAACGGCUACGGGCAGUGCAAGUGUCAGCAACUGCCUUACAAAGAGUGUGAAGUAUGAACUCUUAUUUAUUCCUAGAGCAUAUGGUUUGCCAUUUGACCAUUUCAGAUGAUACAGGGUUUGCUUUUUUUAUUUUUAUUUUCCAGUUUGUGUAAAAAGCAUAAUUUCUACAAGUAAGAUUUGAGAAUAUGUGAGAAAUGUUGAAUGCUACAAUGACACAGGUUGGACAUGACAGUUUAGGGAUGAUUUAGAGAUAGUCACAAAUUUAUUUUUCUAUGAAUGCAAGGUUGUUCAUAUCAGGCAGGGGCAAUCAUUUUAAACAAGAAAAUUGUAAACUGUGAGAUUUGUCUCCACAUUGUCUCUAUAUUCUGCAGCACAGAGAAAAUACUUCGCCAAAUGGCCCUCUGCUAACGGAAUGCAUUAAGUGGAGAAAUGUGAUUUAUGUCUUAUUUCUUUUAAAAAGUAAAUAUUUAAGAUUGUGUUUUUAACUGCACCACAGGCAAUGUAAGCAACUAACUCAAUUACUAGGGCAAAUUAAUUGGAUCAAUUAUCACUUUUUAUGUUUUAUAAAUUUUAAAAUAACAUACAUUAAAGGCCACAAAGAACGAAAUCAAAUUAUCAUAACUAAAAAAAUUAAUCGUUAUGUUAAAAAUAAAGAACCCUGAAAUCCUAUUCAGUAUAAACAAAUGUCAUUACAUUUAUCAAAUCAGACAUGAGUUAAUUAGGCAAGGCUAUCCUCUACCAUCAGGCCUCACAGCGUUUCCUGUCUACAGAGUAAAUUUGGGCAGCCCACCCCAAAAAACAGCUGUCUUAAGCCAAAAGGGAUUAUUUUGUUUAUAUUUGGGUAUUCUUCCAAAAUGUAUUCGGUGUUGAAAUGCAACUACAGUGUGUACUGUUUGAAAAGAAAACGAAAUGGUGCGUUUACGUUCAAUUAUGUAUACUGGGAAAUGGCCUCUUUGAUUGGGCUUUAGCUCGUAAAUGCAAUGCUGUUUUGCAGCUUGUUGGAUGUUGGAAAUCCCGCCCACAAAGGGCAACCACCCAAAAUAAAAUUCUCCACCUGUGGGAAACACCAAGCAUUGUUCAUCUGUGGUUAAUCUUUAACAUACUACUCUGCUUAGCAGAAACACAUGGAUGAUCUUGGAAGUCAAGAAUGAAACGAUUAGACCUUUAAAUGUUCAAUGACCUGUAUAUGGCUUCUCUAGCCCUCAAAUGCCAUACACACUGUGACCAUAAUAUUGUCAACAUCUUAAUCUAGUGAGUACAGUUCGCUGAUUUGCUAUAAUAUAUUAGGAUCAAUAUAUGGACGAGCUAGUGUGAGGGUAGCAAGUGAAAGGGUAAUGACCAGCGCAAAUGACAGAUAGGAGAGCACUUCA